AUGAAAAAGGGUCUUAAAAUCAACUUGAAGGGCCCUGUUGAUGCUCAAUAUUGCUGUCACAUUUUUUUAAACUUCCUGGAGACAGAUGUACUGACCUUGGACAAAGAAGUCAUGAAGAAGCAUCAGAACACGCUUCCAAAGGCCAGUCACUUUCUGCGCCAUGAAGAUCCCUGCAAGUUAACUCAUCUUGAUGUCAUGGGAAAACAAAAUGUCACAGAGUUUGUUUUCACAGGACUGUUUGAAAGUAAGAAAACAGAACUACUGCUCUUUUUCUUGUUCCUACUUUGCUACGUGGCAGUGUUAAUGGGAAAUGGCAUCAUCUUACUCACAAUCUGCUGCAGCCAUCUCCUGGAACAACCAAUGUACUACUUCCUCUGCCACCUGUCCCUCAUGGACCUCUGCUCUACUUCCGUUGUAGUUCCCCAGCUAAUCAGGAACUUGGCUGCCACAAGAAAAGACAUUUCCUACAACAACUGCAUGACGCAGCUCUUUACUUACCACUGGAUGGCAGGUGUGGAAAUAUUCAUCUUGGUGGGCAUGGCUUUUGAUCGUUAUGUGGCCAUUGUCAAGCCGCUGCAUUACAUGAUGAUCAUGAACCGGAAGAGGUGUCACAUGCUGAUCGCCAUGGCUUGGGGACUUGGUUUUUGGCAUUCUAUUGCUCUACUGGCCCUAGGCCUCAGUUUGCCUUUCUGUGGUCCUAAUGUAAUUGACUACUACAUGUGUGAUAUCAAGCCCCUUUUGAAACUAGCUUGCAAUGAUAUCCAUAUUUCUAGUAUCUUAGUGAUUGCUAAUUCGGGGACAGUAGCUCUUUCCAUAUUUUCUGUGCUCUUAGCUUCAUAUGUCCUCAUUCUAUAUAACCUCAGGACAAGAUCAUCAGCAGGGCGUCGCAAAGCUCUCUCCACCUGUAGCUCUCACAUGAUGGUUGUAUUUCUAUUUUUUGUCCCCUGUUCUUAUGUCUAUAUCCUACCUGCAGGUGCUAAAAAUAUGGAUAAGGAAAUCUCUGUGUUUUACACUGUGAUUGCCCCCAUGCUAAACCCUCUCAUCUAUACUCUGAGGAACAAGGAGAUGAAAAUUGCAAUGGGGAAGGUCUGGGGACGAAUGUCACAUUCAAGAUUAAAGUAA
Messenger RNA from Dipodomys ordii (Ord's kangaroo rat), 1122 nucleotides. RefSeq names its product olfactory receptor 4P4-like. Gene Ontology annotation, biological process: G protein-coupled receptor signaling pathway. Gene Ontology annotation, molecular function: G protein-coupled receptor activity; olfactory receptor activity. The transcript has 3 exons. Lineage: Eukaryota; Metazoa; Chordata; Mammalia; Rodentia; Heteromyidae. The coding region runs from base 1 to 1122 and encodes 373 amino acids. Gene Ontology annotation, cellular component: membrane. The record is from RefSeq and is a predicted model, not a curated record.